AUGUGGAGAGCACUGCUACUUAAACUCCUUGUCGUCUUCAUUUGCUGUGUUAGUUGGAGCCACUGUGAGGGAUGUGAGUUGGGACAGUUCCAGUGCGGGUCAGGACGCUGUAUCCCAAAUGACUGGCACUGUGAUGGGACCUCUGACUGUACAGACGACUCUGAUGAGCGAGAUUGCCCUCCCGUCACGUGUGGGACCCUCUUCCAAUGUCUAAGUGAUGGAGACUGUAUCUCAGAACUGUGGGUGUGCGAUGGAGAGGAGGACUGUGAGGAUGGCUCUGAUGAGAGGCAAAAUUGCCCUGGAAGGACGUGCAGCAGUGCCCAGUUCACCUGCAAUGAUGGGGCUUGCAUCCCAUCUGAAUACCGCUGCGACCGACUGGCUGAUUGCUCGGAUGCGUCCGAUGAGAGAGACUGCCAUUACCCAGCAUGCCCAGAGCUGAGGUGCACCAAUGGGGCCUGCUACAACCGCACUCAGCGCUGUGAUCAGAUCCUGGACUGUCGUGAUGGCUCUGAUGAAGCAAACUGCACACAGCACUGCAACUCUGGCCUCUUCUCCUGUCACAAUGGAGGAUGUGUUCCUCAGCGCUACGUCUGUGAUCAUGAUGACGACUGUGGAGACCGAAGCGAUGAGCAGAAUUGCACGUAUCCAACUUGCAAAGGGAACUACUUCACGUGUCCUAGUGGCCGCUGUAUUCACCAAGUGUGGCUUUGUGAUGGAGAGGACGACUGUGAGGACAACGCUGAUGAAAAAGGCUGUGAUAAUAUACCAAGGGAGUGUUAUCCAGGAGAAUGGGCUUGUCCUUCAUCUGGGCUGUGUAUUCCCAUGGAUCAUCUCUGUGACGGGACAAUACACUGUCCAGAUGGAGAAGAUGAAACCAACACUACAGCGGGCCGCAACUGCAGUAUUUGGAAAUGUGCCUCUCUGAGCUGUGAGCACCGCUGCCAUGCUUCUCCUGAUGGGGGGACAUGUUCAUGUCCCACUGGAUUCAUUGUCUCCAAUAAUUCUCGAUCUUGUUCAGACUUUGAUGACUGCUCGAUGUGGGGGGUGUGUGACCAGGUGUGUGAAGACCGGACUGGCUCUCAUCACUGUAGCUGCCAUCAGGGCUACACACUGGAGCAGCAUAGAUAUUGCAGAGCUAAUGUAUCAACUGGAGCACCAUCUCUGUUGUUUUCAAAUGGAAGAGACUUGUUAAUAGGUGAUAUCCAUGGUAACAACUAUCGCACGCUCAUUCAUUCACAAAAUCGCGGAGUUGCAGUGGGAGUGGACUUCCAUUACAAUCUUCAGAGGAUAUUCUGGUCGGACACGAUUCAAAAUAAGGUGUUUUCGGUGGAUAUGGACGGUUCCAAUGUGCAGGUGGUUUUAAAUGUAUCAGUUGACUACCCCGAGAACCUGGCGGUGGAUUGGGUGAACAAUAAACUGUAUGUGGUGGAGGCCAGUGUCAACAGGAUUGACAUGGUGGACUUUGAUGGGAGGAACCGGGUCACGCUCAUCACUGAAAACCUUGGAAAUCCGAGAGGCCUGGCACUGGACCCCACAGUCGGGUAUAUGUUCUUCUCUGAUUGGGAGGCACUACAUGGACAGCCAGGUCUUGAACGGGCCUACAUGGAUGGAACGAACCGCUAUGGUAUAAUAAGGAGCAAACUGGGCUGGCCCGCUGGUAUCACCGUGGAUAUUGAGGCUCAACGCAUUUACUGGGCUGAUAGCCGCUAUGACUACAUUGAGACUGUAACAUAUGAUGGUCUUUAUAGGAAAACUGUGGUUCAUGGAGGAGCGGCAGUCCCCCACCCGUUUGGCAUCAGUCUGUUUGAACACACUGUCUACUUCACAGACUGGACAAAGAUGGCUGUGAUGAAAGCAAACAAGUUCACUGACUCAAACCCUCAAGUGGUCUACCGCACAUCUCAAACUCCCCAUGGUGUAGCUGUCAUCCAUCCGCUCAAACAGCCCUAUGUGUCCAACCCAUGCAGUGUCAAUAGAGGAGGAUGUGAGCAGAUCUGUGUUCUGAGUCAUAGGAGUGACAAUGGAGGACUGGGGUACCGCUGUAAAUGCAGAUUGGGCUUUGAUCUGCAUAAUGAUGGAAAGAGAUGUGUUGGUGUCAGGCAGUUUCUUCUGUUCUCUAGUCAGUUGGCUGUAAGAGGAAUCCCCUUUAACCUUUCCUCUCAAGAAGACAUCAUCCUGCCCAUCACCGGGGCACCCUCCUACUUUGUUGGGGUGGACUUUAGUGCAGAAGACGAUGCAAUAUUCUUCUCAGAUACUACAAAAGAUAUUAUCUACAAACAAAAUGUAGACGGCACUGGCAGGGAGGUGCUGGCAGCCAAUCGUGUGGAAGGAGUGGAGGACCUGGCUUAUGACUGGAUCUCCAAAAACCUUUACUGGACAGAUCCCCGAUACAGAAGCAUAUCUGUGCUGAAGCUGGCUGACAAGUCCAGGAGGGCUAUUGUACAAAACCUUAAUAAUCCCAGGGCCAUUGUGGUACACCCUAUCCUCGGGUAUAUUUUCUGGACUGACUGGUACAGGCCUGCGAAGAUUAUGAGGGCUUGGGGUGAUGGGUCACAUGCCAUGUCCAUUGUAAACACUACUCUUGGUUGGCCCAAUGGUCUUGCCAUCGACUGGAGUGCUAUGCGUCUUUAUUGGGUGGAUGCCUUCUUUGAUAAAAUUGAGCACAGCAAUUUUGAUGGGCAGAACAGGCUUUCUUUGGACCGUAUCUCUCAGAUCUCUCAUCCUUUUGGCCUGACUAUUUUCGAAGGCUAUGCAUACUUCACUGACUGGCGACUGGGUGGCAUCGUGCGUGUGCGCAAGACUGACGGUGGAGAGAUGGUCAUUAUUAGACGGGGAGUCAGCCACAUCAUGCAUGUCAAGUCCUUCAACUCCAACACACAGAUCGGUUCAAAUCUUUGCAACAGACCGACCAAUCCAAACGGAGACUGCAGCCACUUCUGUUUCCCAGCUCCAGACUCCCGCAGAGUGUGUGGGUGUCCGUAUGGAAUGAAGCUAUCACCUAACCAUCAGAUAUGUGUAGAGGACCCUUCGAAUGAGCCCCCCACCCUGCAAUGUGGAGUCCAUUCUUUCUCCUGUGGCAACGGCAAAUGUGUCCCAAACAGCUACAGAUGUGAUGGUGUUGACGAUUGCCAUGACAACACAGAUGAAGUCAACUGCGGAGUUCACAACACCACCUGCUCCCCCUCUGCAUUCACCUGUGCAAACCAACGCUGCGUUCCUGCUUCAUGGCGCUGUGAUGGACACAAUGACUGCUUUGAUAACAGCGAUGAGAGUAACUGCCCUACACGAGUGCCCGGGACCUGCCCUGCCAAUCAGUUUGCAUGUGCCAACCAGCGCUGCAUCCCACAUACCUGGCGUUGUGAUACAGAUAAUGAUUGUGGAGACAGUUCAGAUGAAGAAAAUUGCCAUAUUGGUAGCACCUGUCAUCCUGGUCAGUUUCAGUGCCCUGACCAUCGCUGUAUAGACCCCAAUUAUGUCUGUGAUGGAGACAGGGACUGUGUAGAUGGAGCAGAUGAGCAAGGAUGCAUAUAUAACUGCACUUUGAAUGAGUUCAAGUGUGCUAAUGGCCAUCAGUGCAUCAACUCCUAUUAUAGAUGUGAUGGAGUCUUUGACUGUAACGAUCGCUCAGACGAAAGAAACUGUCCUACAAGGCCUCCAGGGAUGUGCCACCACGAGAGUGAGUUUCAGUGCCAGUCAGAUGGCAGCUGUGUGCCCUCGACCUGGGAGUGUGAUGGACACCCGGACUGUGAAGAUGGCAGUGACGAGCACCAUGCUUGCCCCCCGCGCACCUGCCCCUCCACACUGUUCCGCUGUGAUAACGGCAACUGUGUGCUGCCCAGCUGGGUCUGUGAUGGGGACAAUGACUGCAGAGACAUGAGUGAUGAGCGCGACUGUCCCACUCCUCCUUUCAGAUGCCCCAGCUGGCAGUGGCAAUGCCCUGGACACAGUGUCUGUGUCAACAUCACCAGGGUCUGUGACAACACCCCCGACUGCCCCAAUGGGGCAGAUGAGUCGCCACUCUGCAAUCAGGAAAGCUGUUCAGACAACAAUGCAGGCUGCACUCAUGGUUGUAUCCAGGGCCCUUUUGGGGCACAGUGCACGUGCCCUUUAGGCUUCCAACUCAGCAAUGACUCUAAGACAUGUGAAGACCUGGACGAGUGUAGUCCCCCUGGACUUUGUAGCCAACAUUGUUUCAAUGAAAGAGGCUCCUUCCGCUGCCACUGCCAAGAUGGAUACACCCUCGAGGCAGACCAGCGAACCUGCAAAGCCUCAGAUUCUCGAGAGGCAUUCUUGCUGGUGGCCAGUCGAAACCAGAUUGUACAGGAUGAUAUUACCAGUCAGCCCAACGUGGUGCGCUCUGUGGUUCGUGAUGGACGUAAUAUUGUGGCCAUAGACUUCGAUUCGGUAACAGAUCGGAUAUACUGGUCUGAUACAAGCCAGGAUCGAAUCUGGAGUGCUCAUAAAAAUGGAAGUGACAGGACCGUGAUAUUUGACAGUGGAGUGACAGUUACAGAGAGCCUUGCCGUAGAUUGGGUCGGAAGAAAUCUAUACUGGACAGACUAUGUUUUGGAAACUAUUGAAGUAUCCAAACUGGAUGGCAGCCACCGCACUGUACUAGUGAGUGAAAACGUGACCAACCCACGAGGCCUGGUGCUGGACCCAAGAGACAGCACUCACCUGAUGUUCUGGACCGACUGGGGAAGAAAUCCACGCAUUGAGAGGGCCAGCAUGGAUGGGCAGUUGAGGACUACAAUUAUAAACAACAAGCUCUACUGGCCAAAUGGUCUCACUAUAGACUACCCAAACAGACUGUUGUACUUUGCGGACGCCUACCUGGAUUUUAUUGACUAUUGUGAUUAUGAAGGCAACAACAGAAAGCAGGUUCUAGCCAGCGAUCUGGUAUUACAACACCCUCAUGCAAUUACCAUUUUUGAGGAUUUCAUGUAUUGGACUGACAGAUACAUUAACCGUGUGAUGCGGGCACACAAGUGGCAUGGAGAGAAUCAGACUGUAAUGCUUUUUAACCUGCCACAGCCAAUGGGUUUGAUAGCUGUGCAUCCUGCCAGACAGCCUACAGGUGAAAAUCACUGUUUAAGGAGCCGUUGUUCACAUAUCUGCCUGUUAUCAUCUGUGGGACCAAAUUACUUCUCGUGUGCGUGCCCCUCAGGAUGGACCCUGGCACCAGACCAGACCAACUGCUUCAGAGAUGAGGAGCCAUUCCUGAUUAUUGUAAGAGACAGCAUCAUCUAUGGCAUUUCCUUGAAUCCCGAUGACAAGAGUAAUGAUGCGAUGGUCCCUGUUGCUGGACUCCAAAAUGGAUAUGAUGUUGAUUUUGAUGACAAUGAACAGAACAUCUACUGGGUGGAGCAUCCAGGUGAAAUUCAUAAAGUGAGAUCUGAUGGGACAAACAGGUCUGAAUUGGCCCCUGCUGCCAUCCUUGGCUCUCCAGUCGGCCUGGCCCUGGACUGGAUGACUGAGAAUCUGUACUAUACCAAUCCAGCCACACAGUCUAUUGAGGUUUUGAAGUUGAAAGGGGAGGUGCAGUAUAGGAAAACUCUAAUCACAAAUAACGGCUCUCCGACUGGCGCUGGCACUCCUGUUGGCAUCGCAGUGGACCCUGCACGUGGCAAACUCUACUGGACAGACCAAGGAACAGAAAGUGGCAUCCCUGCUAAGGUGGCAUCUGCAGACAUGGAUGGCCAAAACUCUGUCACUUUGUUCACCAAUAAUUUAGACCACAUUGAAUUCCUCACUGUGGACAUCAAAGACAAUAAGCUGUACUGGGCUGUAACAAGCACGGGGAUGAUUGAACGUGGUGACCCAGAUGGCACUAACCGCAUCACUAUAGUAACAGGUUUGUCUCACCCGUGGGGUGUGACUGUCUACCAGGACCACCUGUACUUCACUGAUCGAGAUUUUGAGGUCAUUGAGCGUGUGGAUAAAUCCACUGGUGCAAACAGAGUUGUGUUACGUGACAAUGUAUCUGGACUCAGAGUUUUAAAAGUACAUUAUCGAGAGACCUCUGCAGGGACAUCAAAUGGCUGCACAAACAAUGCUGGUGUAUGUGAGCAGCUCUGCUUGCCUCGGCCCCAUGCUCUGUUUACCUGUGCAUGCGCCACAGGUUUUAAGCUAAACACAGACAACAGGACCUGUGCUCCCUACCAGUCUUUUGUCGUCAUCUCGACUUUGUCUGCCAUCAAGGGCUUCAGUAUGGAAGGAUCUGAUCAUUCAGAGGCCAUGGUGCCUAUAGCUGGGAGAGGUCGUAAUGCGCUCCAUGUUGAUGUCCACAUGGCGUCUGGUUUCAUUUACUGGUGUGACUUCAGCAGUACAGUAGCUACACAGAAUGGGGUCAGACGGGUAAAGCCAGACGGCUCAGGAUUACGCAGCCUUGUCACAUCUGGUAUAGGUCGCAAUGGGAUUCGAGGCAUUGCUGUAGACUGGGCAGCAGGUAACCUAUACUUCACAAAUGCCUUCCUGACAGAGACAUAUGUCGAAGUCCUUCGUAUCAAUACCACGUUCCGCAGAGUUCUUCUGAAGACACAAGUGGACAUGCCUCGGCACAUUGUGGUUGACCCAAAAAACAGAUUUUUGUUCUGGGCUGAUUAUGGUCAAAAUCCCAAAAUCGAGCGAGCGCUUUUGGAUGGUACCAACCGCACAGUGUUAGUGUCAUCAGGAAUAAUCACUCCUCGAGGGUUAGCGCUGGACUGGCUCACUGGUUAUGUGUACUGGGUGGAUGAUUCACUGGACAUGAUUGCUCGAGUUAGCCCGAAUGGAGGAGAUACAGAAAUAGUAAGAUAUGGCAGCCGCUACCCAACUCCUUAUGGGAUAUCAGUGUUUGAGAACAGCAUAAUGUGGGUGGAUAGAAACCUCAAGAAGGUUUUUCAAGCAAGCAAAGAACCAGGAAACACAGAACCGCCUGCUGUCAUUAGAGAUAAUGUAAACAUGUUAAGGGACAUCACCAUUUUUGAUCAGAAAACUCAGCCCACAAGUGCGGAGGAGCUCAAUCACAACCCAUGUAUGAUGGAUAAUGGAGGCUGUGCCCACUUCUGCUUUGCCCUGCCGGGGGCUGGCCCAAGUCUCAAGAAAUGCAGCUGUGCUUUUGGAGAUCUGGCAGCAGAUAAUGAAAGCUGUGUAGUUUCUAGAGACGAUUACCUCAUUUACACCACAGAGAGCACAGUACGCAGUUUACGUUUAGAUCCUGAGGAUCACGCACUGCCUUUUCCUGUGGUCAAUGUCCCCCGCACUUCAGUGGCACUAGAUUUUGACCUGGCCGAUGGAAGGAUCUACUUCACACAGAGUGUGGGAUCAGGAGCCAGUAAAAUAAGCUACAUCAGCCUGUCAUCUCCAACAUCAGCCCCUGUGGAGGUGGCCUCAGACCUUGGGGCUCCUGAUGGGAUUGCGUAUGACUGGAUAAACAAAAGAAUUUACUACAGUGACUUUGUGAAUCAGAGCGUCAGCUCCAUGUCUGUGGAUGGCUCUCAGAGGACUGUUAUUGCUCAUGUAUCUAGACCAAGAGCUAUCAUGCUAGAUCCCUGCAGGGGAUACAUGUACUGGACAGACUGGGGAACACAUGCAAAGAUUGAACGUGCCACAUUGGGAGGAAACUUUAGAGUUGAGAUUGUGAACAGCAGUCUGGUCUGGCCUAAUGGACUAACACUAGACUAUGAGGAUGAAAGGCUGUACUGGGCAGAUGCCAGCUUACAGAAGAUUGAACGAUCGUCUCUUACUGGCUCUGACCGCGAGGUCAUUGUAAGCACUGCCAUCUACCCAUUUGCCAUGACAAUGUUUGGCCAGUUUAUCUACUGGACAGACUGGAACACACGCAGCAUUUACAGAGCCAACAAGCAUGACGGAUCUGACCAGGUGGUCAUGGUCCAGAACCUUCCAUCUCGACCAAUGGACAUCCAUGUUUUAGCCAGCCGUAAACAGCAACAAUGCAACAGUCCCUGCCUGCAGUUUAAUGGAGGCUGUAGUCACAUCUGCACACCAGGGCCCAGUGGAGCUGAGUGCCAGUGUCCGUCAGAGGGUCGUUGGUAUUUGGCUGAUAAUAAACAUUGCAUACCCGACAAUGGGACGCGCUGCCAACCAGGCCAGUUCACCUGUAUGAAUGGGCGCUGUAUCCGUGCCCAGUGGAAAUGUGAUAACGACAAUGACUGUGGAGACGGAAGUGAUGAAUUGGAACGAGUGUGUGCUUUUCACACGUGUGAUCCUACGGUCUUCACUUGUGGCAAUGGACGCUGUGUGCCCUACCACUACCGCUGCGAUCACUAUGACGACUGCGGAGACAACAGCGAUGAGCAGGGCUGCCUGUUCAGACCGUGUGACCCCAAUACUGAGUUCACUUGCGCUAAUGGACGCUGCAUCGCCAAAGAAUAUGUGUGCAACGGCAUAAACAACUGUUACGACAAUGGAACCUCAGAUGAACAGAACUGCCCUGAGAGAACAUGUCAACCAGAGCAGACUAAAUGCCAGUCCACCAACAUCUGCAUCCCACGGUCCUAUUUAUGUGAUGGAGACAACGACUGUGGAGAUAUGAGCGAUGAAAGCCCUACACACUGCGCUGCAGCCACAUGUUCCCAGAGUGAGUUCCGUUGCUCUAGUGGCCGGUGCAUCCCCGCUCACUGGUUCUGUGAUGGAGGAGCCGACUGUGCCGAUGGAUCUGAUGAACCCCAGUCCUGCACUACUCUCACUCGAACUUGUAACUCUGACCAGUUUCGCUGUGAUGAUGGGAGGUGCAUUGCGUCAUCUUGGAUUUGUGAUGGGGACAAUGACUGCGGAGACAUGAGCGAUGAGGACCAGCGGCACAACUGUGCAAAUCGCACAUGCUCAAACUUAGAGUUUACCUGCGUGAACAACCAGCCGCCCCAAAGGAAGUGCAUUCCUCGUGACUGGGUCUGUGACGGUGACGCAGACUGUGCCGAUGCACUGGACGAGCAUCAGAACUGUUCACGGAGAUCCUGUGGGGUCAAUGAGUUCACUUGCAGCAACGGACUCUGUAUACGCAGUUCAUACAGAUGUGAUCGACGCAAUGAUUGUGGAGACAGCAGUGAUGAGCAAGGCUGCACCUACCAGCCCUGUCAGCAGCACCAGUUCACCUGUCAAAAUGGCCGUUGUGUGUCCCGUGAUUUUGUCUGUGAUGGAGAUAACGAUUGUGGCGAUGAAUCCGAUGAACAGGACCACAUGUGUCAUACCCCAGCCCCCACCUGUGCCCCAGGACAAUUCAGGUGUGAAAACGGACACUGUAUCCCGAUUCAGCAGGUGUGCAACAGAAAUGAUGACUGCAACGAUAACAGUGACGAGAAGGGAUGUGGUAUCAAUGAAUGCACAGAUCUAUCCACUCACAACUGUGACCACAACUGCACGGACACGCCGACCAGCUUCAUCUGCACCUGUCGCCCGGGCUACCGCCUCAUGUCCGACGGCCGUACGUGUGACGACGUGAACGAGUGCGCUGAAACCCCUCACGUCUGCAGUCAAAUCUGCGAAAACACUGUGGGCUCCUACGUGUGUAAAUGCGCCCCGGGAUACCUGCGAGAACCCGACGGACGCAGCUGCCGUCAAAAUAGCAACAUCGCUCCGUACCUCAUCUUCAGCAAUCGUUACUACCUGAGAAAUCUGUCCACCGACGGGGAAGCCUACUCCCUCAUCCUGCAGGGUCUGACCAGUGUGGUGGCUUUGGACUUUGAUCGUGUGGAGAAGCGUUUGUACUGGAUCGAUGUAAACCGCAGAGUGAUUGAAAGAAUGUAUUUCAACGGUAGUAACAGAGAAGUGGUGGUGAAUGGGGUGCUGCACGGAGAGGGGCUUGCUGUGGACUGGGUGGCCAGGAAACUCUACUGGGUGGACAGCUUCUUGGACUGCCUCAAAGUCAGCGAGCUGGAUGGGCGCUUUGUGAGGAAGCUUGCUGAACACUGUGUGGAUGCUAAUAAUACAUAUUGCUUUGAAAACCCAAGGGCACUAGUUUUGCAUCCAAAAUAUGGAUUUGUGUACUGGACAGACUGGGGAAACAAAGCAUUUAUUGGUCGUGUUGGGAUGGAUGGAACCAACAAAACAGCCGUUAUCACCACAAAGUUAGCCUGGCCUAAUGGGAUCACUAUUGACUACACUAACGACAUGCUCUACUGGUCUGACGCCCAUCUGAACUACAUUGAAUACUCAGAUUUGGAUGGUCACCACAGGCACACGGUCUAUAAUGGGAAUUUGCCACAUCCCUUUGCACUGACUGUGUUUGAGGACACCGUGUACUGGACAGACUGGAACACACGGACUGUAGAGAAAGGAAACAAAUAUGAUGGAUCUGGACGUGAAGCUUUAGUUAAUACCACACACAGACCAUUUGAUAUCCACGUAUGCCAUCCCUAUAGACAGCCCAUUGUAAACAACCCCUGCUCCGUGAACAAUGGCGGCUGUUCUCACCUGUGCUUGAUCAGUCACGGGGGGCAAGAACACACCUGUGAAUGCCCCGACCACUUCCUCAGCGUUCAGAUCGGAAGUGGGACCCGCUGUCUCCCAAUGUGCUCCAGCACCCAGUACAGAUGCUCCAACAAUGAACGGUGUAUUCCUAUCUGGUGGAAAUGUGAUGGGCAGGCAGACUGUAGAGACGGUUCAGAUGAGCCCCCAACCUGCCCCCCUCGCCACUGCAGACUCGGACAGUUUCAGUGCAACGAUGGAAACUGCACCAGCCCCCACUUCCUGUGCAACACUUACUCUGACUGCCCCGAUGGCUCUGAUGAGGACCAAGUGCUCUGUGCAACCCACCAGUGUGAAGCUUAUCAAUGGCAAUGUGCAAACAAGCGCUGCAUCCCUGAGUCCUGGCAGUGUGAUGGUGAGGAUGACUGCGGAGAUCAGUCUGAUGAAGAUCCAGCCCACUGCUCCACCAGGACAUGCCGACCAGGACAGUUCAAGUGCCGUAAUGGACGCUGUAUCCCCCAGAGCUUCAAGUGUGACGUAGAUGACGACUGCGGAGACAGCUCUGAUGAACCACUGGAGGAGUGCAUGGGGCCAUCGUAUCGCUGUGACAACCACACUGAGUUUGACUGUAAAACCAACUACCGCUGUGUGCCCCUUUGGUCUGUGUGUAAUGGUCACAACGACUGCAGAGACAACAGUGAUGAGCAGGGAUGUGGUGAGUUGACCUGUGACCCCAGAGGAGACUUUCGCUGUGACAACCACCGCUGCAUCCCGCUGAGGUGGAAGUGUGACGGAGACGACGACUGUGGAGACAACUCUGAUGAACGGAGCUGCACUCCGCGCAGUUGCACUGAGAGUGAGUUUCGCUGUGACAAUCUUCGGUGCAUUCCUGGCCGUUGGGUCUGUGACCAUGACAACGACUGUGAGGACAAUUCAGAUGAGAGAGACUGUGAGUUGCGUUCGUGUCUGUCUGGGUAUUUCCAGUGCGACAGUGGACACUGCAUCGCCGAACGAUUCAAAUGUGACGGAAACGCCGACUGUAUGGACUCUACAGAUGAAGUGUCCUGCCCGACACGUUAUCCCAACGGCACAUACUGCCCUCCUUUCCUGUUUGAAUGUAAAAACCACGUGUGCGUCCAGCCUCAGUGGAAAUGUGACGGAGACAACGACUGUGGGGAUGGAUCAGAUGAGGAGCUCCACCUUUGCUCUACCAUUCAGUGUGAGACUCCUUUCCGUUUCCGGUGUGACAAUAACCGCUGCAUCUACAGUCAUGAGCUGUGUAACUCUGUCGACGACUGCGGUGACGGCUCUGAUGAGAGACAAGAAAACUGCCUGACGCCGACACAUGGCCCCUGCUCAGAGGAGGAGUACAAAUGUGGUAAUGGGCAGUGCAUCCCUCUGCAGUACGCCUGUGAUGAGUACGACGACUGUGGGGACCAGUCAGAUGAGCUGGGCUGUCACCAGGGCAGUGGACACACGUGCGGAGACAAUAUCUGUGAGCACAACUGCACUGACUUGACAGAAGGGGGCUUCCUGUGCUCCUGCAGAUCAGGGUAUAAACCCAAAGAAACUGAAAGGCACAACUGUGAAGAUAUAAAUGAGUGUGAAGUCUAUGGCACAUGUCCACAGGAGUGUAAGAACACAAAAGGCAGUUAUGAAUGUUUCUGCACUGAAGGAUUUGAGUCGUUUGGUGAACCUCGGGGGACUGAGUGUGCUGCCCAGGGAAAUCCACCAGUGUUACUUUUGCCAGACAAUGUUCGAAUCCGCCGUUUCAACCUUUCCAAUGAGGAGUAUUCAGACUAUGUGGACAAUGCAGAACACAUUCAAGCUUUGGACUAUCUGUGGGACCCAGAAGGACAAGGCCUGAGUGUGGUUUACUGGACGGUACUUGGACGGGGAUCUCAGUUUGGCACGAUCAAAAGGGCUUAUAUGACCACUUUCAAUGACCACGGCAACAAUCCUGUGAAAGAAGUGGAUCUUAAUCUCAGAUACAUCGCAAACCCAGAUGGCAUCGCUGUGGACUGGGUUGGCAGGCACAUUUACUGGACAGAUUCAGGGACCAAUCGCAUUGAAGUGGCCAUGUUGGACGGGCGAUACCGCAAAUGGCUGAUUCACACAGAUCUUGAUCAGCCUGCUGCUAUUGUUGUCAAUCCAUCACUUGGCAUGAUGUACUGGACAGACAGAGGCAGAAGUCCAAAGAUCGAGUCAGCGUGGAUGGAUGGACAGCACAGAGAGGUGCUUGUGGGUCAGGAGGACUUGGGCUGGCCCACUGGACUGGCUGUGGACUAUACCAACGGAAACAGGAUCUACUGGUGUGACUCAAAAGAAAACAUAAUUGAAUCUAUGAAACCAGAUGGCACAGACAGAAGAAUUGUCACAUCUGGAGAUAUUGGGAACCCGUACAGUUUAGAUGUUUUUGAAGGCCACGUGUACUGGACCACCAAGGACAAGGGCGAAGUAUGGCGGACGAACAAAUUUGGGAACGGUCACAAAGUGAAGGUUCUAACCAUCAACCCCUGGCUCACUCAAGUCCGCAUUUAUCAGGAGCAUCGGCACAACCUCACAGUGACCAACCCCUGUAAGAGCGUGUGCAGUCACCUGUGCCUCCUGCGUCCUGGGGGUUACACCUGCAGCUGUCCACAAGGCUCCUCUCCAGUUCAGUUUGACUCCAAUAUCUGUGAUGCAGCCAGUGAGCCUCCUGUCACGAUGCCCCCUGCAUGUAGGUGCAGGAAUGGUGGAACCUGCUACUUUGAUGAGGAGGCUCUUCCAAAGUGCAAAUGUCCUUAUGGUUAUCUGGGCAGUUAUUGUGAAAAGGGGAAAAUGACAAGUGCUCCAGCUGGGACAGCCGUGGCAGUUCUACUUGCAGUCCUUAUCAUCAUCAUUACUGGUGCUCUGGCUGUUGGGGUUUUCCUCAACUACAAAAGGACAGGAUCCUUUAUUCCAUCAAUGCCCAAGUUACCAAGCCUGAGCAGUCUGGUGAAAUCUGCGGACACGGGGAAUGGCGUGACUUUUCGUUCAGGUGAAAACGUGGACCUUGGGCCGACCCAUAUUGGAGUGUCAUUUAUUGACACAGCCAUGCAGAUGGAUGAUAAUUUUGCACUGGAAGAUGGAAGGCAACCAAUGACCUUUGAGAAUCCUUUAUACGCCAAUGCAGCAGGAGACCCAGCUGUUAUUCAUGCCACACAGGUCACAGUCAAUGUGAGCAGUGAUCCACUGGCAAACAACUUUGUGAACCCAGUGUAUCACGGAGAACGAGGUGUGGCUGUGGUGAAUACUGCUGAAAUCUCAAGUCUUUGACCUCAAGAGUCAAAGUGGAGCCAAUUCAAAAGAAAACUGAGGCCGGGAACCACAUUUGAAAACCCUUCAUAUUCAGAGAUGAAAGAUGAGAAGCCUGUGGGGGGCAGCGUUGAGUCCUCUGAGCCAUCUCCAUUUGCACCUCCAGCCAAACUGCAGAAGAAGGACCGUCCCAUGACCUUCUCUCCCACUGAGGACACUUUCAAGGACACGGCCACUCUGGUCAAAGAGGACAGUGAUGUAUAA
Molecule: messenger RNA, 13947 nt
Organism: Boleophthalmus pectinirostris (great blue-spotted mudskipper)
Lineage: Eukaryota; Metazoa; Chordata; Actinopteri; Gobiiformes; Gobiidae
Gene: lrp2a
Product: low density lipoprotein receptor-related protein 2a
Exons: 79
Molecular function (GO): calcium ion binding; protein binding
Source: RefSeq, a predicted model, not a curated record